AUGGUGAGUCCCAUUCGUCUGCAGUUUUCAGAUCCAGAGCCUGCUGCUAACAUGCGUCUGCUCAACACCAGGUCCCUCCGCGUCGAGGAGUUCUUCGACGACAGCGCGCUGCCCGACUACGCCAUCCUCUCGCACCGAUGGCAGGACGAGGAGGUCUCGCUGCAGCAGCUGCGGGACGGCCAGGCGACGGCGAUGCGUGGUUACAAGAAGCUGGCGGACAGCUGCUCGCAGGCGCGGCGUGACGGCUUCGACUACGUCUGGAUCGAUACCUGCUGCAUCGACAAGACCAGCAGCGCCGAGCUGUCCGAGGCUCUCAACUCCAUGUACCAGUGGUACCAACGGGCCAACAUCUGCUAUGCGUACCUGUUUGACGUGGACGAGACACUCGUCGCCGAGCAGUCGAGCUUCUACCGCAGCGCCUGGUUUACUCGUGGAUGGACGCUGCAGGAGCUGCUUGCACCGGCCACCGUCGAGUUCUUCAACGGCACAUGGCAGAGGCUCGGUAGCAAGCUCAAACUGAAGGAUGCGAUAUGUGAGGUGACGGGCAUCCAUCCCGGUGUGCUCACGGGCGAGCUGGAGCUGCAGUCCUUCUCCGUUGCGCAGCGCAUGUCCUGGGCUGCUCGCCGCACCACGGCCAAGGUCGAGGACCGGGCAUACAGUCUGCUGGGAAUCUUCGGCAUCAAUAUGCCCAUGCUGUACGGCGAAGGCGAGCGGGCCUUUCUGCGUCUGCAGGAGGAGAUCAUGAAGCAGUCGGACGACCACUCCCUCUUCGCCUGGAAGAGCGCUGACCCAAACCACCGCGGCCUGUUUGCAAGAUCUCCGGAAGCCUUUGCAGAGAGCGGCCAUCUCGUCCAGGCGGCCAGUAAGUGGAACAUCAAGCCCUACUCGCUGACCAACAUGGGUCUCUCGAUCGAGCUGCCCAUGGUCGAGUGGUCGAUGGGCGUAUACCUCGCCGCACUGGACUGCGAGACCGAAGGAGUGCAGAACAGCCGUGUUGGCAUCUUCCUCUCUGACCUGCCGGAGAAGAACCAGUAUGCCCGCGUUAUGCUUGACGGUGUCGAUCUCCCUCGCUUUGCAACCAGCCGCCAGAGCCAGUACCGCCACAUCUACGUGAGACAGCAGAUCCGAGGGUCUUUACGGCCGGUGGAACGCGAGUACGGCUUCUGGCUCCGUCGCAUACCCAGACCCAGCUUGUCUCUGGAUGCCACUUUCGACGUCACUGCUUGGAACAACAAGUGGACGAGACAAAACAUGGUCUUCACCAUUCCAAAGGGAGAGUGUGGAACUGCGGUUGUUAUACGGUACAAGCUCGAGAAGGGCCGGACAACCAAUAUCAAGCUGGGCUUCGAUCCCAAGUUCAAUCCUGUCUGCCAGUUCGGGGGCCAGUACUACUCGCCAAAAACCUUUGGCUCUCCGUUUCGGGACACUUUCCAGGGUAUCAUGGCGACUGACUGGAUGAAUUCUCGUCUCGAAGGAGUUCACGUUGGCGACAAGCAGACCGGCUUGAACGUCGAUGACUUUCAUCGCAUCCUUAUUCUCAAGGAGACAAUCAAGGGUAAGGAAAUGUGGGUGGUCUACAUUGCCGACUACGACGAGGAAGCCGUAUGGUAUCAAGAUCGUGUUUGUGAUGGCUGCAACUUGGUAAGCUGA
Trichophyton benhamiae CBS 112371 is the source of this 1650-nucleotide messenger RNA. RefSeq lists its product as uncharacterized. Bases 1 to 1650 code for a protein of 549 amino acids. The record is from RefSeq and is a predicted model, not a curated record. NCBI's taxonomy places the organism in Eukaryota, Fungi, Ascomycota, Eurotiomycetes, Onygenales, Arthrodermataceae. The transcript has a single exon.